Messenger RNA from Lucilia cuprina (Australian sheep blowfly), 707 nucleotides. RefSeq lists its product as uncharacterized. The record is from RefSeq and is a predicted model, not a curated record. The transcript is spliced from 2 exons. NCBI's taxonomy places the organism in Eukaryota, Metazoa, Arthropoda, Insecta, Diptera, Calliphoridae. The coding region runs from base 61 to 585 and encodes 174 amino acids.
AAAUAAAUAAAAACACAUCAGUUAUAUUUAUUCUCUUCCUGAUAGUAAGCGUGUGGCACAAUGAAUUUUUAUAUUAUUUUAUUCGCUAUUAGUUCAAUACUUCAGACUGUGACUGUAAUUAAAGCCAAUCCUGAAACUUGUUUCGAAGUUCUAAACAAAUACUCUGCAGAUGAAAUUAAAAAGAUAUUCGAUAUGAAUUUAAGAGAUACCAUUCUUAAAAAACCUGCCAGUGAUAUUUUCAAUUGUUUUCUAAGCAAAUCUUCAAACGGUGAUAUUUCCGAAACAAAACAAUUUUUUGAGAUUUUUAAGAAGAUCGAAGAAUAUAAACGUGAUCAUUCAACGCCGUUAGAUAAUGAAAAAUUGACUAAACUCGUUUCAAUGGGUCUUCCUUUUAAGUUGGAGAGCUCAUUAAAGGCUAAACUUCAGCAGGGUAAAAAAGUGACCUUAAAUGAAGUUCAAAAUAUGAUUGGUAAUGAAAUUGAAUUGCAUGGCGAGUACACAACUUACCGACAACAUAUUGAGAAGGAAUUAAAUGAACAAGAAGUUCACGACAAAAUUAAUAUAAUCGGUUGGAUAGUGGGUUAAUCGAUUCAUCUUCGCACUUAAUAAUUAUUGAAAAAUCAAAUUUCAACAAUUUUCGGAAAAUAUUUAUGUAAAAAAAUAAAAAUAAAUCUAAAUAUUUAGUUAAAUAUUUUAAUGUUUGUGAA